AAACAUAUGCUGCAUAUACAAUACAAAGGGAUCAAAACAAAAGACAACAUCAAAGGAAGGUGAAACCGGAUUGUAUACGCGAUGGACAUCAAUUUAGAAAUCAACGAUGAUUCUGCAAAUAAUGAUGAACAAAAGCAACCACUUCUCCAAAACGCAGAGGUUCCAGAGGCGGAGAGGAGCCUUGUACAGAAAGCUUUAAGUUCUGCAAAUAAUGAUGAACAGAAGCAACCACUUUUGCGAAACGCGGAGGUUCCAGAGGCUGAGAGGAACCUGAUACAGCAAGCUAUAAGUUCAACAUUUCAAAGUACGGCGCACUUGGCAAACCUUUUACCUACAGGCACUGUUCUAGCUUUCCAACUUCUGUCACCAAUUUUUACAAAUAUUGGCAACUGUGACUCUGUCAGCAAGUCCAUGACUUCUGUACUUGUGACUCUCUGUGGUGCUUCAUGCUUCCUGCUAAACUUUACUGAUAGCUUUAGAGACAGCAAGGGGAACAUAUGUUAUGGUUUUGCCACCUUUAAGGGCUUGUGGGUCAUUGAUGGAUCAACCAAACUUCCACCUCAAGUUUCUGAAAAAUAUCGCAUACGGUAUAUAGACUUUAUGCAUGCAAUGAUGUCGAUUUUGGUAUUUGCAGCAAUUGCAUUAUUUGAUCAGAAUGUGGUGAAUUGCUUCUUUCCAGAACCAUCAAAUGAGAUACAGGAAAUCUUAACGGCAUUGCCUGUGGCAAUUGGCGUUUUUUGCAGCAUGCUUUUCGUUACGUUUCCUACUGAGAGACAUGGAAUUGGCUUCCCCCUUUCAACAAGUUAAUAGUUGUGAUAUUUUUUUAUGUUCAUGGUUGUAUCAGAUUUCAAUGACUUAUUUGAUUAAUGAAUUAUUAUAAUGGAAAAAAUUUACAUAUAUUCAACCUAAGUGCAUUAUUUUAUUUGAA
This is a messenger RNA of Vicia villosa (hairy vetch), 928 nucleotides long. Its product is annotated as protein DMP6-like. Gene Ontology annotation, biological process: endomembrane system organization. The transcript has a single exon. Lineage: Eukaryota; Viridiplantae; Streptophyta; Magnoliopsida; Fabales; Fabaceae. Bases 82 to 807 code for a protein of 241 amino acids. The record is from RefSeq and is a predicted model, not a curated record.